CAAAGCCCCGCGGUGCGUCAUGGGAGGUCGAGAAAUACAACCAAUCAGAGGACGAGGAACUCGCUUCAACCGGAAGUAAAACUUCACAACAAAAAAUUUACCGGGAAAUCUUCUGCUCUGUUAAAGUGUUAGAGGAGGAUUAAACACGUCACCGUGUCUCUGGUUGUUUGGUGCUCCCGUGUGAGCCAAUAUGGACGAAUAUGACGAAAUGUUCGAGAUACAGGACGACUUCGAGGACCAGUUCAGAGACGAGCUGGAGGCCAUGGCUGAGCUGGAGGAUGAAUCCUCCAAGACGGUGAAACGUCAGAAGGGUCCAGGAGACGACAUUGCUGACAUAGAGCACCUGCUGGAUGAUCAGCCCACCACUCCAAAGGCAAAGCGGAAGAAGCAGGAUGCAGGAGUGGCCAAGCGACUUUUCAACUCAAUGCAGACUCACAAGAGCAAAGCCCCGUCAGAGAGUGGUGACAUCACACCGCCGUCCUCUCCAGAGCAGUAUGAAUCCACCAACACCUCCAGGUCUAGCCCGGCCGUGUUGGACAUUAGUGGCUUUGCUACAAUCCCAGAGUCGCCCGGGCGACCUUACACAGCGGCACCAGCAUCACAGCACGUGCUGAGACGGCCUCCUUUAGAGGGAGAGUACAUCAGUGUGACCGACUCAUCGGGGAGUCGGGUCUACCUCAGACAAGCAGAAGACACAGGGACAAAGGUUGUGGACUUCAGAAUUCUACCAGACUCCCAGGGUUCACUGGGACUGCUGGCGGUGCCAAUACGUGUGUUGAGAGAUCAAGAGGCAGAGAGGCGCCUCCACCAGGUUAUGGAAGAAUCUCAGCUUCUUACAGAUAUGCUGGCCAGCGGUGUGAACGAUGCGCUUGUUGAGCCUGAAAGCAGAGAAGAUGAAGAGAACGACGACCCAGGAGACACGGAGGGCCGAACCUCUCGACUCUGGGUGGACAGAUUCUCUCCCCGACACUACACAGAGCUUCUCAGUGAUGAUUUUACCAACCGCUGUCUGCUCAAGUGGUUGAAACUUUGGGACACGGUUGUGUUUGGAAGAGAGAGGAAGUCCCGCCCCGUCCGGACCGACAGACAGGCUCCCAACCAGAACUCAUUCAAACCCAAUCAAGUCAAUCAGAAUCCAAAUCGCUUCAAGAGCAAGAUUGAGGUGACUGAGGAGCUCCUGGAGGCCGAGCUGGACCAGUACAAUCGACCCAAAUUCAAGGUGGCAUUGCUGUCUGGUCCUCCAGGUUUGGGGAAGACCACCCUGGCUCAUGUCAUAGCGAAGCAUGCUGGGUACAACGUGGUGGAAAUCAAUGCCAGUGACGAUCGCAGUGCAGAGGUUUUCCAGAAACGCAUCGACACGGCGACGCAGAUGAAGUCAGUUUUGGGAGCCAGUGAGCGGCCGAACUGCCUCAUUAUUGAUGAGAUCGAUGGAGCACCUGCGGCUGCCAUCAACAUCCUGUUAGCAGCUCUGAACAGGAAAGACGGACACGGCGGCGAGGCUGGUACAGAGACUGCGAAGAAGAAAAAGAAGAAGGAGUCCUUACUGCUUCGACCAAUCAUCUGCAUCUGUAACGACCUUUAUGUUCCAGCUCUCAGACCUCUCAGGCUGCAGGCCUUCCUCCUGGUUUUCCCUCAGACUCAGCCUUCCCGCCUUGCACAGAGACUGGGAGAGAUUUCAGUCCAGCAGGGGAUGAAGACAGACACGGGCACUCUGAUGUCGCUGUGUGAGAAGACCGACAACGACAUCAGGUCUUGCAUCAACACACUGCAGUUCCUCCAUGGUCGCGGCCACAAGCAGGUGAACACAAAGACCAUCCAGUGUGUCUCUGUGGGGCAGAAGGACCAGAACAAAGGCUUGUUCCAUCUGUGGCAGGCAAUCUUCCAGUUACAACGUGUAAAACGGAAACGUAUUGGUGAAGGGUUUGAUGAGGCGCCAGGUUCAGGAGGUGGAGCUCAGAGGUUUCAGCACAUUCUGCACUUGGCUUCAUCUAGUGGAGAGUAUGACAAGGUCUCUCAGGGUCUGUAUGAUAAUUAUCUGUCCAUGCGUGUGAGGGACCCCAACCUGCACAGUGUGUGUGAGGCUCUGGACUGGCUGUCGUUCUCAGACAGGUUGAACCAAGUGAUUCUGCACGGGCAAAACUUCUCCCUGAUGAGAUACCUGCCCUUCCAGUCCAUCAAAUUCCACUUCCUGUUUGCACACACAAACGUGCCCCGCAUCAGCUAUCCGCACAGCCAGCACGAGGCGUCCUCCCGGCUCCUCAGCAGCAGGAACGCUUUGUCCACCAUGUUGGCCGACAUCCCACCAUGCAUCAGAACAAGGAUCAGCCAGCUCAGCCUAUCCCUUGAUAUUCUCACACUGCUCCUCGACAUCAUCUGUCCCAAACUACGGCCGGUGAAUCCGCAGCUGUUCAGCAGCAGAGAGAAGGAGCAGAUGCGUGAUCUGAUCGACUCCAUGCUGGCAUACAACCUCUCAUACAGGCAGGACCGCACGCCAGAGGGGCAGUACACGUACAUGCUGGAGCCGCGUGUUGAGGAGGUGGUGAGGUUUCCGGGGCUGCCUCCGCGCCGCCAGCUGACGUAUCAGGCCAAACAAACCAUCAGCAGAGAGAUGGAGCAGGAGAAGAUGAGGAGAGCCGAGCAACUGAUGCUGCAACGAAACCCGGCAGUGCAGAGAGAGGACGAUAAAAAGAGCGCCGGCCCUAAACCACCCCGGAACCAUCAGCAGAGGUUGGAGACCAUCGUCAAACAGACCACAGUGGAGAUCAGGCCGGAGCUGGAUUUCUUCGGUCGAGCUGUCACCCCCAAACCUCAGAGACCGCCACCCACCUCAGAGACAGGUGAGAAGUGUGAGGUUCUUUCUAUGGGAAAGGCGGUGGGCGACAGUGACGUGUGGUUCCGGUUCAACGAGGGCAUGUCCAACGCCGUCAGACGAAAUGUCUACAUCAGAGAACUACUGUAACACACACACACACACACACACACAACCACUUGUACGUUACAUGUUAGUGUCUGAAUAAAUCCAUAAUCCAGCUGUUAAAUUCAAAACAGUCUUUAUUUUGAUUGACAGUGUAAAGAGCCAAUAAAAACGUGUUGUUGAACAUUU
Sebastes umbrosus (honeycomb rockfish) is the source of this 3103-nucleotide messenger RNA. RefSeq names its product CTF18, chromosome transmission fidelity factor 18 homolog (S. cerevisiae) (gene chtf18). NCBI's taxonomy places the organism in Eukaryota, Metazoa, Chordata, Actinopteri, Perciformes, Sebastidae. Gene Ontology annotation, molecular function: ATP binding; ATP hydrolysis activity. The record is from RefSeq and is a predicted model, not a curated record. The coding region runs from base 191 to 2959 and encodes 922 amino acids. The transcript is spliced from 23 exons.